AUGGUAACUUUGGUGGUUGUGAUAGUUUUGGGAAACGCUUUGGUAAUUUUCGCCUUUAAAGUAGACAAGAGUCUGAGGAGGCAAAGCAACUAUUACUUCCUGAAUCUCGCCAUAUCGGAUUUUCUUGUUGGGGCAUUCUGCAUUCCAGUGUACAUCCCAUACAUCCUGACAGGGAGAUGGAUGUUGGGCAGAGGACUGUGCAAACUGUGGCUGGUCAUGGACUACUUGCUCUGUACUGCCUCUGUCUUCAACAUUGUCCUGAUCAGCUAUGACCGCUUCCUCUCUGUCACCAGAGCGGUGAGCUACCGUGCCAGACAGGGCAUGACCCACCAAGCCAUCAUGAAGAUGAUAGCAGUCUGGGUCCUGGCCUUUGUCCUCUAUGGCCCUGCCAUCAUCUUCUGGGAGCUGGUGGUGGGGAAGAGCCGUGUCCCGGAGGAUGAGUGCUACGCUGAGUUCUACUACACCUGGUACUUCCUCCUCAGUGCCUCCAUGUUGGAGUUCGUCUCCCCCUUAAUCUCCGUAACCUUCUUCAACCUCAGCAUCUACCUCAACAUACGUCGGAGGAGGCUCCGGAACAGAGAUGAGACGAGUGGACAGGCCCACGCGCCCGAUGGACAGCCCCCUCCCCUGGGGAGAGGGGAAUGCCUCCGCCUCACUUCCCUCUUCUCCCGGAACUCGGUAGUGGUUAAGAAGCUGUCUAGCACUGUGUCGGUCCAGGAGAGGGGAUCAGGCUCGGGGUCCUUCCACUCCCAGAUCUUCCAUCCCCCCUUGGAGCGGCAGGACACCUCCACUAGGGGCACCCAGCGCAGCUGCCUGUCAAGGGACAAGAAGAUUGCCAAGUCGCUGGCUGUCAUCGUGUGUGUGUUUGCUGUGUGCUGGGCGCCCUACACCCUCCUGAUGAUCAUCAGAGCCGCCUGUAAGGGACGCUGCGUCCAGCACCACUGGUAUGAGGUCACCUUCUGGCUGCUGUGGCUCAACUCGGCCAUUAACCCUUUCCUCUACCCGCUCUGUCACAGCAGCUUCCGCAGGGCCUUCGGCAGGAUCCUGUGUCCCAGACGGAGGUCUACUCAGCUGGCCACCAACUGA
Molecule: messenger RNA, 1086 nt
Organism: Salvelinus namaycush (lake trout)
Lineage: Eukaryota; Metazoa; Chordata; Actinopteri; Salmoniformes; Salmonidae
Product: histamine H3 receptor
Exons: 3
Coding region: 1-1086 (361 amino acids)
Biological process (GO): adenylate cyclase-activating adrenergic receptor signaling pathway
Cellular component (GO): membrane
Molecular function (GO): histamine receptor activity
Source: RefSeq, a predicted model, not a curated record